This is a messenger RNA of Didymodactylos carnosus, 2083 nucleotides long. Lineage: Eukaryota; Metazoa; Rotifera; Eurotatoria; Philodinida; Philodinidae. The record is from the annotation of a GenBank genome assembly.
CCCCCCCCCCCCCCCCCCACAAAACCACACACAAAAAAAAAACUCCCCCCCCAAAAAAACACGCCUCACCCCACAACACCCCACCCCCCCCCCCCCCCCCCCCCCCCCCCCCCCCCCACUCGCUUGUGAUAAAUACUAGUUAUUACUUCUUAUUUUAAAUAAAAUAGUUUAAACUAAUGUUAAAAAGUAUCUUUUAUUCUAACUAACUAUUAAAAACUAUCUAAUAAACCUGUUCAGGGUCAUUACAGUAUAACUCUUUCAAAACUUAACAGUUCAUAUUCAAACUUUUAACAUAUAAAUAAUUACACUUUCUCUAUUUGACUUGAACAUUCAAAAUUGUUCAUAAUCUAAAUUGCACGAUCAGUUGUUGUAUCUUAGUGUAAUCUACUGAAGUAUAUGAGAAAAACUUUUAUGAUUCUGUCAUCGAGUGCUAUUCAGUAAUACAAAUUAGAUUAAUAGAGAAACAAAUAUUAGAGGUUUUUUCAUUUGAGCGAUUUUCUAUAUCUUCAGCUAGUAAUCAACUUCUUUGAUUCUACUAGAAAUAUAGUUCAAAACCUACAGAGAACAAAAAAAAAUAAAUCAUACUACUUUAGAUUAACUUUUCUCUGUAAUCAUCUAUUUGAUAGGGCUAAAAGUUAUUAAUGGAUAAAGAUAAACGAAUCAUUUUCUAUAAUUAAUUCUAAAUCUGAGAAAGUUGUUUAUAAAAUUUUACAGUUAUUGAUGAUGAUAUAUAAUUGGUUACAAAUAAUGUAAUAAGUUUUUCUCAAUUUAGCAUGAACAAUAUUAAAAACAGAUAUGUUAUAUUAUGUUGUGAUAUAUAAUCAGACAUGAUAGAUUUAUUUAAAAUACUUUUUUAGUACCUGUCGAUGUAGUCGUACGUAAUGUCAUCCUUAUUGUUCAGUAACUAUAAAAGUUGGAAACUUUAUAGUAGCAUAUCUUGUUUUCAACAGAUUGAAUGGUAUACUGAAGAUUCUAUUGUAUACUAACACGUCAACAUACGACCCAUAGUGGUUCUUACCAAUAACGAUUCUUAACUCCAAAAAAUUCGCUUCUCGGUAUUAGUAAACACGUCCUAUUAUUCAGUUGUAACUAAAGAUUGGUGCAUGUCUUUACACUGAACUGAAUAUUGAAGAUAAGUGUAGUUUUUCUUUUCCUUAUAAAACUAACAACAAACUACAUAAGAAGAAUUUUUUCUGGAUUUGAUUGUCCAUAUUCAUUUAUUCUCUCGUUCUCCUACACAAAAGAAAAAUGACAUUUUGGAUUAUUGAUUUAUGCAUAUGUCCUCAUCGUCGUUCCACUGAAUAUAAUUUUCUUCAAUUCUUUAUGGAAAAACCGUUUUUCAACUAUUAAUAUACACGCUGUUAUUAUUCAUUAGCAUAUAUCCCUACAAAAAAAUGUCAAAAACGAAGGGUGGGAUCAUAUAAUCUCAUUUGAUUAUAAAUAUUGCCGGUUUGAAUAGCAAAGAGAAAAAAAAAAGAAUAAAAUCAAAACUUCUCUGAUAGAUUGACGCUUUUUUUCGCCUUCUUUUUGCAAGUUUUCUCUGUUUAUGGCCGUUUGAAGAUAUCAAAAUAAAUUUGUUAAAGCUUUAACAAUUUUUAAACGAUUUUGACAUGACAGGCAAAAUAUGUAAAGUAAAAAUAACCUCAGUAUCAUGUAGUAAAAGUUUAACAGGUUUACUGUUUGAUUAGAAAUGCUUACGGUUGCAAAAAUCUCUCUUAUCUUGUUUAGAGAGUUUUUAAUGGCCAUCAAUAUUACAGCUAAAGGAAAUCCUGAGAAAAAAUUAAAAUGGGCAUUUAAAAUGUACGAUAUUGAUUCGAAUGGAAGUAUCGAUAGACAAGAAAUGUUAAAAAUAAUUGAAUCUAUUUAUGAUUUGUUGGGUGCUGGUGUUCCUCAAGGCGAAAAAGUCAAUCAAACCGAUACUCCAGAAUCGCGUACAGCUCAAAUAUUCGAUGUAAUGGUAGGUAGAUUAAAAGACGAGGAUAAAAAUGGUGUGAUUACGGAAGAAGAAUUUAUUCGUGGAUGUAUGGCUGAUCGCGUUCUUUAUCAAAUGUUGACAGCCGAUACCAGCGAUCCAGAUAGAUAG